AUGUCGGAUCGCUUGUCGCAUCCUGAAAAGGAGCUAGCCAUCUUCGCAUCCGACGAGACGAUGCAGCAGCACAGUCAGGCUUCAAAGAAAGAGUCUGCAACUUCCUUCCUUCAGCAGACUCCUCUAUUCCGCUUGCGUCUGAUCAACAUCGAUCACGUGCUGUGCGACCCAACACCUUACGACCGAGCCACAUCAGCUUUCAAUCCGCCAGACCAGCCUCUGCUGCGCAAAGUUCCCGUGCUACGCAUCUUUGGUGCCACACCGCAGGGACAAAGAGUGUGCUGUCAUGUCCACGGCGUGUUUCCCUACACGUACAUCGAAUACACUGGCAGUCUUCGACCAGAUUUUGGUAAGCAAGCACAUACGAUCCGCCUUCAUGCAUUCGCAACUCACUUGACGUAUCGCACCCAUGCUCGCAGUCCUAUCCUACAUCUCGCGCCUCGGAAGGAGCCUGAAUGCAUGCAUAUCAGCGUCCCUGCGCAAGCUGUCCACCACUUCUUCCCACAUCGCAUCCAUCCAUUUGGUGCAAGGCGUGCCCUUCUACGGCUACCAUGUCGCUCCGCACUACUUUCUCAAAAUCUCCUUUGUCGACCCCACCCACAACUUUCGCCUCGCCACGAUCCUUCAGAGCGGCAAGGUGCUCGGCACCAAGUUCCAGCCGUACGAGUGCCAUAUUCGGUAUCUGCUUCAAUUCAUGCUCGACUACAAUUUGUACGGUUGCGACUUUGUGGAUCUAGAGCACGUCAAAUUCAGGCUGCCGGUUCCUGGUGAGCGAGUUCGGCGAGCCGGUUCAUGUCUCGGCAUCUCGAUUGAAUUACACUCUAUCCCCAACAACCUUUAGAAUCGGCAGGGGACAAUCUCGGCGCAGAUUUGUGGACGAGCGAGACCAUCGCACCAUCAUUCAUUCAGGACGACAUGUACCACCGCAUCUCAUUCUGCGCGCUCGAGAUCGACACCAAGGCUUCCUCCAUCCUGAACCGACGCCUGCUGAAGGAACGACCGAUCCAUUCAAAGAUACCCGAAACGAGACCUUCCUCCAGUGCGCUUGCGCAAAAGCUAGUACCUUCAUUAACAGAUCUAUGGCAGGAAGAGCAAAAACGACGAAAGAGAAAUGGGCUGCCGCCUAGUAUCCCCGAGCCGGACUCGGUGGGAGAGAAGAGAAAGUACAAAUCAGGCGAAGCUCCUAGAUGGAUGGCGAGCGACAGGUUCGAUGCCUCGUUGAGCGAGAGGCUAGCUGUGGAUGCAAAGAUCAGAGAGGAAAAAGGAUGGGACAGCAAAGUGUACGAAGGCGGCACCUCUUACGAUCGCUACAUUGUCAGUGCCUUCGAUUCUGUCGAACUGUUUCACAGUGAACACGAGUAUGAGUCAGAGCCUACGCAGAUACAGGCUGGACCAGAUCAAGAAUUUGAGGGAUCGAUAGGCCCCCGAAUGUACGAUUUGGAAUUUACUUUAACACAGCGCCGCGCCACACAGCAGCAGGCACGUUCAAAUCCCGCUUCGUCGGUCUCUGGCAGUCCGACCAAACUGAAUUCCGUACCAAGCUCCCAGAGCGCAGAGGGCAACGAUGUCAAUGAUGCAGGUCAAAGCAGCCUAGACGACUUGUUGUCUGCAUCGCAGCACACUUCCACGAGCUUGGAUGAAGAUGUAGAUACCAGCUUCUUCCAGAGCAGCGCGUUCCAAGAGGCGAUGCGAGAGGUGGAGAAGGCAGCAAUUGGUGCCGAGAGGAGCGAAAAUUUAGGAGAUGAACACGAUCCGCUCGACUUGAUGCCCAAGGAGCGCACUCCGGACGCGAGCAGAUCUGCACCCACUACGCCUUCGAGAAGAGGACGCUUUGUACCACGAACGCCCACUUCGCUUCGAAAGACGUCCACUUCCACCCAAUCGACGCCUGCGAAGAGACCCAACGAUGCUUUUGUGACACCUACGAAGACGAAGCAGCACAAGUUGAGCGAAGGCAAAGCGUCUGAAACGUCUGUGACACGAGCACAAGCGCGUUCACCCGAUGCCGUGGAUGAGGCCACGCCAAAAAGGAGCGCCACGGAUCCUAUACAGCCAGGCAGUGGCGCUGACAAGAUGCGCCAGUAUCUUGGGUGCAGCCAGGAAUGGAGGGUCAGGCCGGAUAGCGACCUGAGUCAAAAUAGUCAUAGCCAGCUCUCACAGACGGGCGCUGGACAUGACCAGAGUACUCGGAGGGACCGAAUGAUCAGCAACCAAUCUGAUGGUAGUUUGGCCAUAGAUGCAUCCAGAGGCGUGCGAUUUGCGGACUCGACAAUGGAUCCUGCAGGUCCGAGCGUCUGUGUCUCGCAUCAGCGAAUGGAGUCGUCCAGCUCGACGGGUAAGAAUACUGGAAGCUCAACCUCCGUGACGGAACCGAGCGCAUCGUACGACUCUCUCGCAUCCGCUUCAGAUCGCUCCGUCAAGCCUACGAAAGCUUGGCAGUACGGAGUGCCAGCUCCCCUCACUUCAGAGGUGGUCAACUCUUUCGGGUUCUUUGGAUUACCGACGAUUGACUACCAGGAUCCGUACUACUCUAAUCCUGCCGACGUACCUAAAUCAGCUCGAGAGUACGCAGGAAGGAGCUUCAAAUUCAGCAGCAAGACUGUCAGGUAUCUGCAACCUUUCUUUGCAGCAGCGCCGGAUGAGAGCGACUCCGUUCUGAGCCCUACGAAGGCUGCUCGUGAUAAAAGAGAAGCGCAAAAGGCGGCUCGGCAUGCUCGAGCGCUGAGUAAGCAUCAGUACCAGUGGACGUUCUGCACUUCUCCACCACCUCGACAUCGUGUGCAGGAAUGGUGCGGGAAGCAUCGGCAGUCAUCUGCCGCUCUGCUAGCUGCGCCUACGAAGCGCACCUCCGACUCGGCUCCCCCGCGACAACAGGGCGGGAAAGCUACCCAAGCUGCCGACACCGGAUUCAAGCUCAGUCAGCGAAAGCCCACUGUGCUGGCUGAAGAGAAGCAUUACAUGACCACGUUUGCUAUCGAAGUGCACAUCUGCACUAGAGGCUCGCUCAUGCCCGACCCGCGCAAAGAUCCCAUCUCCGCCAUUGCCUACAGCUACCAAAACGAAGACGAGAAUUUGGAGGACACGGGUAGCAGACCGAACCUGCUCAGCGGACUGAUUCUGUGUACGCCGGACGAGGGCGCCGAAAAUAGCGCUGGUCUGCUCAAGCCGGAACGACUAGGGCUGGGGAGGUUGAAAGUUGACGUCGUUUCCAGCGAGCUCGACCUUUUCAACAGUCUUAUUGAUUUGGUCAGGGCGCUAGACCCAGAGAUACUUGUGGGCUGGGAAAUUCACAACAGCUCGUGGGGCUACAUCAUCGAACGAGCACUUCGAGAGCUGGAUUUUGAGCUCAUUGCUGAGCUAGGUAGGGUCAACACCGGCUCGACUGGCAUCAAGGGCGACAAGUGGGGCUACACGCAAUCAUCGGCGAUGAGAGUGACGGGCAGACACCUGCUGAACAUUUGGAGACUGAUGCGUGGCGAAUUGACGCUUGGCCAGUACACGUUUGAGAACGUCGUCUUUCAAUUGUUGAGGAGGCGAACGCCUAGAUUUGACCAUGCGACUUUGACAAAGUGGUAUAGGUCUGGCGUGCCGCACUUGGUCAGAAAGACGCUGCUGUACUGGAUGGACAGAGUGGAGACGGAUCUGGAAAUCCUGGAAAAUUCGGAGCUCAUUUUCCGCACAGCAGAGUUUGCUCGCAUAUACGGCGUGGACUUUUUUUCCGUCAUCAGCAGGGGUAGUCAAUUCAAGGUGGAGUCGGUCAUGCUUCGCAUUGCGAAGCCCGAAAACUUUAUCCUUCCUAGUCCGAGUCAGCAGCAGGUGGGAGAACAAAAUGCGGCGGAGGAUCUUCCGCUCGUGAUGGAACCUCAAAGCGCCUUUUAUAAAGGGCCACUUGUCGUGCUAGACUUUCAAAGUCUUUAUCCUAGCAUCAUGAUAGCGUACAACAUCUGCUACUCGACGUGCUUGGGCAGAGUCAACAAGUUCAAAGACACUUGGAAGCUUGGCUUUACCGAGUAUGCACCACCCGACGGUCUGCUUUCGCUGCUCAUCGAGGAUUGCUUUGUGUCUCCUAAUGGACUGGUGUACGCCAAGCCACACUUGCGCAAGAGUCUACUUGCGAAGAUGCUGACCGAGAUCCUGGACACGCGCGUCAUGGUCAAAGGUAGUAUGAAGGGAUCCAAAGAUCGAGCAUUCAAGCGGCUCCAGAAUGCUCGGCAGCUGUCCCUCAAGCUCCUCGCCAACGUGACUUAUGGCUACACCAGCGCCACAUUCUCUGGGCGCAUGCCAUGUGUCGAGGUAGCGGACAGCAUCGUGCAGUACGGCCGAGAAACCCUGGAGAGGGCCAUCACUACCAUUCAUGCAACGGCAGAAUGGGGUGCCCAGGUGGUGUAUGGAGACACGGACAGUCUGUUCAUAUACCUUCCUGGGCGCAGCAAGGACGACGCGUUUCGUGUAGGAAACGCGAUGGCUGAGACCAUCUCUGCCGACAAUCCUGCUCCUGUCAAGCUCAAGUUUGAAAAGGUGAGCAUCAUCCCUGCCUCUGCACACCGCUGAAAGGUACUGACGUGGGCGAUUGAAAUGGCUUAGGUUUACCUGCCAUGCCUUCUCAUGGCAAAGAAACGCUACGUUGGCUUCAUGUAUGAGACGCCAGAUCAAGAAGAGCCUGCAUUCAACGCCAAGGGCAUCGAGACUGUCCGUCGGGAUGGUUUUCCAGCGCAGCAGAGAAUGGUCGAAGCUUGCAUUCGCAUCUUGUUCCGCACGCAGGAUCUGUCUCUUAUCAAAUCCUACUGUCAGAGACAGUGGAGAAAGAUCAUGGAAGGCCUGGUCCCCUUUCAAGACUUUAUCAUCGCGAAAGAGGUUCGGCUGGGCACAUACAGGUAA
Messenger RNA from Ceraceosorus bombacis, 4878 nucleotides. The record is from the annotation of a GenBank genome assembly. NCBI's taxonomy places the organism in Eukaryota, Fungi, Basidiomycota, Exobasidiomycetes, Ceraceosorales, Ceraceosoraceae.